Messenger RNA from Mesocricetus auratus (golden hamster), 2466 nucleotides. Its product is annotated as collagen alpha-1(I) chain-like. The coding region runs from base 1 to 723 and encodes 240 amino acids. The record is from RefSeq and is a predicted model, not a curated record. Lineage: Eukaryota; Metazoa; Chordata; Mammalia; Rodentia; Cricetidae. The transcript has 3 exons.
AUGGGGGUGCCGGGUCGUUCGCUGGCCGCGGCGCCCGGGGGAGGCUCCGCCAUCGCGCUCGGCCGCGCGCCCUGCAGCCGCGGUGCUCGCCCCCGCGCGCCCCCACGCGCGCCGUCGGCCUCGGGAGGCCGCCCACUCGGACGCGCGUGGGGGACGCGCGGGCAUCGGCGGCUGCGCGGCGGCUCCUCCUCGGAGGCACAGCGGACCGGCUGCCGGGAGGAUGCCUCGGUGCGGGGCGCGUCGCCCCCCUCAGGCCACCAGAGCCCGGAUACCUCAGAAAUUCGGCUCUGGGUCUGUGGGGAGCGAAAUGCAACCCAAACCCCGUUUCCCCCGAAGCCCCGCGCAGAUAAACACGCACAAGCACGCACACAGACGUCGCCGCGGCCCGCACUCGCAGCCGCAGGUUCCUGCGUCCGGGAAGAGCCCGGGGACCAGACGGGGUCGCUGCCUUCGCCUGGCAGCCCCGGGCGCGGCCGCUCGCCCUCGCCGCUCGCAGGUGCGACGGAAGUGUCCGGCGUCACCGGCCCGGAGCAACGGCGCAACGGCCGGUCGGGGCCUGCAGCCUCGGCGGCCCGGGCGGGGCGGGAGCGGCCGCCCGACACAGCUGGAUGCUUCAGUGAACACCGUUCUCGUUGCACAGUUGCAUCUUUUCGAUCGCUGGGAAGUUGUGUUGCUAGCUCUAAGGUUUGGUCCAGCAUUCCUAAUCCGUACCUUCUUUGGUAAGGUUUGGCAGAUUCCUUCAUAGACUCUAUUCUCCCCAGCGGUGUGUGAGAAUGCCAGUUUCCCCACAACCCAUUACCAAACACUGGAAACUAAUCGUAGCUUUAAACCCGUGGUUUUUUAAUUAUGCGUGACUCUUGAGCACUUUUCCAUACAUUAGGUGACUUGUAUUUCCUUUUCUGUGACUUAUCUGUCCUCACAGUGAGCUCAUAUUUCUCAUGUGUCACGCACACCUGCUUAGGGUGGCUACAAUAAGAGUAAUGUCUUUAUUAGUUUGUAGUUUCUUACCUAUGAAAGAAGACAGCCUUAUGUUUACAAUAAGUGUUAUUUUCCAGGCUACUUAUGCUGGUUUUAUUUAUGAAACUUUAUUUUCAUCUCACAGAAAUUUAUAUGUUGUAAUUUAUUAGUGUUUACUAGCUUCUAGGUAUGAAGGUCACCAGACUGUUAAAUAAUUCCCUGUAGUGGUUUUAGUUUUAAAUCUUUGCUCCAUCUGGAAAAUCUUUUGUAAUCGAAGUUCUACUCCAGACUUGGUGAUGAGCCCGCUCUCUCUUCCAUACUAAUUUGAAAUGCCACAUUUAUCAUUGUCUAAAUUUCUGUAUAUACUUUGGUUUCUGGAUUUUCUAGUUUGCUGCAUUGGCCUGAAAUUUUUAUGUGCUAUUUUACAGUCUAGUAAGGUUAGGGGUUCGUUAUUUUUUUUUAAAGAUUUCCCCUUCAUAGUCAUGAAUUAUUCAUUAAUAUAAUACUUAAUAAUAAAGUAGUUUGGCUAUGGCUACACAUGCUGUGAUUUAUAAACUAUAAACAGUUUCCACGUGUUUGAUAGCAUGUGAGCUGUGGGUAAACACAAUUCUCACACAUUGCUGGGGGAAGGCACUAAAAUGAGUAGCCUCUAGUUGGGAUGUUAGAAAUCUUUUGUUUCUGUAACAAAAUAAGGUAAACAAAUGUAAGUUUAUUUUGACUCAGGGAUUUUGAAAACAAACUACCACGUGACCAAGGAAACAAAAGGCAAAUUCUGGUCCCUUAACUGUGUUCAUUGCAGGUAUGUUCUCAGCAGUUUCUUCAUAAAGCUACAAGGCCGGAAUGUUUACAGACGUAGGAGUUGCUUAUGACCUCACCAGCUGAGAACUGUGGGGACUGAGGAGGUUACACAGGAGGAAAACAAGGAGAAACUGUUACUAAGGGGAAGUCUUCAGCCCCUAAGCUUCUUGAGUAAGCCUGCAGAUCACCUUGGCUGCUGGUCAGCAAAUCACUGCAUUUGCUCCUCAUUGACUCACUUUGAGAAUCACACAGCUGAGCAGUAUAUAUUGCUGCCUUAUGACAUGCAGGUUAUGUAACAGAUGCAGAGACUUGAACUUUUGCUAAGACAGAUUUUUCAGUUGAGCCUACUACAACUACCCGAUGGACAAACACAGUCAAAGGCUUGGCAUCUGUCCUCCUACAGUGUCUGUCCUUUCCGCUGUCUUAAAUCCUGGGCCAGUUCUACAUUAGAUAAACAGUCAUCGUUUGAAUGAAAUGCUUUUCCUAGACUAGUAUGUCUGUCUGUCUGUCUGACUGUGUUUUUGUGUGUGUACACCCAAGAAGCAUAUCUUUUGAAUUUUGUUGGAAGUAAUGGACAAUGACCAGACCAUAGUCCAUCCCAGAAGAAUCAAAGACCUGCUGUUUUAUCCUGUUGAGCGAGCAGCUCAAUCACUUCUUUGGUUAGCGUCCUUCUAUUCUUACAUGCGAGUCAAUAAAUGGAGCCUUGCCUCA